Molecule: messenger RNA, 1398 nt
Organism: Melozone crissalis (California towhee)
Lineage: Eukaryota; Metazoa; Chordata; Aves; Passeriformes; Passerellidae
Gene: TINAGL1
Product: tubulointerstitial nephritis antigen like 1
Exons: 11
Coding region: 1-1389 (462 amino acids)
Biological process (GO): proteolysis
Cellular component (GO): lysosome
Molecular function (GO): peptidase inhibitor activity; cysteine-type peptidase activity
Source: RefSeq, a predicted model, not a curated record
AUGCGGGCCGUGCUGUGCCUCUGGCUGGUGGCCCUGGUGGCGCGGGUGGCCGUGUCCUCGCGGGUCCGCACCCGCCGGGAGCUGGGCCCCGGUCUGUACCAGCACGGCGUCUACGACGCGGGCGGCUCCUACUGCCAGCGAGGGGACGUGUGCUGCCACGGCCGCGACGACGGCUGCACCGUGCCCUACCACGACACGCUGUGCUACUGCGACCUCUUCUGCAACCGCACCGUGUCCGACUGCUGCCCCGACUUCUGGGAAUACUGCCUGGGAAUCCCGGCGCCCUUCCCCAAAGCCCCAGGCUGUGCCCGUGCUGGACACAAUUACCCCACAGGAGCCACGUACCGGGAGAACUGCAACCUGUGCACCUGCGGGCCCGGCGGGCAGUGGCAGUGCGAGGACCACGCCUGCCUGAUGGAUGGGGAGCUCAUCGAUGCCAUCAACAGGGGCAAUUACGGCUGGAGAGCCACCAACUACAGCCAGUUCUGGGGGAUGACCCUGGAGGACGGGAUCCGGCACCGCCUGGGCACCUUCCGUCCCUCUGCCACCGUCAUGAACAUGAACGAGAUGCACAUGAACAUGGACUCCAACGAGGUGCUGCCGCGCCACUUCGAUGCCGCCGAGAAGUGGCCCGGGAUGAUCCACGAGCCCCUGGACCAGGGGAACUGCGCCGGCUCCUGGGCCUUCUCCACGGCUGCCGUGGCCUCGGACCGCAUCUCCAUCCACUCCAUGGGCCACAUGACCCCCGCGCUGUCGCCCCAAAACCUCCUGUCCUGUGACACCCGAAACCAGCGUGGCUGCAGCGGGGGGCGCCUGGACGGAGCCUGGUGGUACCUGCGCAGGAGGGGCGUGGUGACAGACGAGUGCUACCCGUUCACGAGCCAGCAGAGCCAGCCCGCGGCGCCGCCCUGCAUGAUGCACAGCCGCUCCACGGGCCGGGGCAAGCGACAGGCGACAGCGCGCUGCCCCAACCCCCGGAGCCACGCCAACGACAUCUACCAGUCCACGCCCGCCUACCGCCUCUCCUCCAGCGAGAAGGAGAUCAUGAAGGAGCUCAUGGAGAACGGCCCCGUGCAAGCCAUCCUGGAGGUGCACGAGGAUUUCUUCAUGUACAAGAGCGGGAUCUAUCGGCACACACCCGUGGCCAAGGAGAAGGGGGCCAAGCACCAGAGGCACGGGACCCACUCGGUGAAAAUCACGGGGUGGGGAGAGGAGCAGCUGCCUGAUGGCCAGACCCAAAAAUACUGGACGGCGGCCAACUCAUGGGGCACGGCGUGGGGCGAGGGCGGCCACUUUCGCAUCGCCCGCGGCGUCAACGAGUGCGAGGUGGAGACCUUCGUGGUGGGGGUUUGGGGCCGCGUCAGCAUGGAGGACAUGCCCCACAAGUGAGCCCCGCGA